Corvus hawaiiensis (hawaiian crow) is the source of this 1638-nucleotide messenger RNA. Its product is annotated as ran GTPase-activating protein 1-like. Bases 192 to 449 code for a protein of 85 amino acids. The transcript is spliced from 2 exons. The record is from RefSeq and is a predicted model, not a curated record. NCBI's taxonomy places the organism in Eukaryota, Metazoa, Chordata, Aves, Passeriformes, Corvidae.
GCCACUUCAAGUUGCAAAAUCAGAAACGGCAAAACAAGGCUGUCGGGAGAGGCAUUCAGGAGAGUAACACGCCGGACACGCACACGCAGGCAGACACGCGCGCAAACGCCCGGCACACGGCUCCCCACUCGCGCACACGCACACACGCACGGGCACAGGCACACGCGGUCCGGGCGCUACGAGCGCGGAGGAUGUGCAGGCAUAGAGGAAGCCGCGGCGCCGCCGAGGAGGAGGAGGAGGAAAAGGAGGAGGAGGUGGAGGAGGAGGAGGGGAAGGAAGAGGAGGAGGAGGUUCGCCGCUCGCCGCUCUCCGCUGCCGGGGCUCGGCCGCCGCCGCUCCCGCGGAGGCUGCUGUCGCCGCCGCUGUCGUCGCCGCCGCCGGUGCCGGUGUGGGCUCUCGGGGAGGCGGGAGGUCGAGAGAGGAGCCGUCCGCCGGCGAUCAGAAUCUGAAAACGGGAUUUGUCUCCCGCUUUCCAGCGGUAUUAAUGAUGGAGAAGGAAACACUCGCGCUGCACGGAGGAGCAAGCGCCCAUGUAUGCGCACCCUUGCAAACACACGCGCUAGAGUCCACACACAUAUUCAAAUCCCCAUAUGGUCCCAUCCCACUUCGGGCUAUUUUUACCGCCUGUCCCUCGUCCCUCACCCUUCAUUCCUCACCUAACAUGUCCACCCGCAGCCCCGCAGGUCUCCACGCUUCUCGCGGGGGUUUCACCCCUACCCUUUAAUUUUAUUUUGGAGGUGUGUGAGCAGUCAGAAUAACCCCAAACGCCCUGCAAGCAAUGCCCUCCCCCUCGCUCCCCUCCUCCCGGAUCCCCCGAUCACCCGAAGUUGCUCCAUCCGUGUAGGGGGGAUGCACGGAGGGGGUGGUGGGGUGUUUCUCCCCCUCCUUCCCCGCCGCUCCCCUCCGCGGCGCCCGGCGCCGAUUCGGCCCCGGCGAAAAGGAAUCGCUGGCUCCGGCUGCCAUCUAGUGGGCACGGAGCCGUCGGCCCUGGGGGAGCCCGGGAAGCGGGGGGUACCGCGCCUGUCUGCAGCCUUCCACCCCCACUCCCUACUUUUUAAAAUAAGUUCUUUCCCUUUUUUAUUUUUAAUUAAAAAAAUGCACUGAGGAGAAGACCCCCUUCUUUUAAAUUUCCCUCUCUCUUACAAGCCUGCCUUAUCGGCAGCUUCCCUUUUUUCAGUGGUCUGAAAUUUGCCUUGGGUCGAAAGACUGCAUGUGACAAAGAAGAAACAGACUGUGAAAACGGAACACCUCCCCUCCGCAACAAAAAAAAUCCCACCAAAACUAACACCCCAGGCCCUCUACUCUACACCAUACCUUUCUUUUAGCUCCCAUAAAAGUUUAUAAUCAGAUUAGAAGCUGGAUGGAAAACCUGCAGGAAGAAAGGGAAUGAAAUUGGUGUCGGAAGUUUUAUUGUUAUUGUUUAUUUUUGUAAAGUUAUGUUGCUUUAAUUAAAAGUAAAGACAAAAAAAAAAAAAAAAAAAAAAAAAAAAAAAAAAGCCCCUCAACUUUGAUGUAUAGUGAUCACAAUAUUUUUUUUCUUUCCCUGUCAACUCUGAAAUCUGAGGCUGGGAGCCGCCUGAAGAAAAGAUUCCUUCAUCAUUUCUAAGAUCAGAAUAAAAGCUUGAUUUUGUACUGAAA